AUGUUUUUUAAUAACAACAAUAGUACAAGUAGUCUAAGUACAAAUAGUCUAUUAAGUACGAGUAAUAAUCAAUUUACUAAUCAACAGUCAAUAAAAACAAAUUAUUUUAACAGUCAUGGUGACAAUUGGUUGGAUAAAGUGUCUUUAUCAGACGUUACUGUAGGAGAAAUACUCAAGACUUAUAAAUAUGAUACUGAGCUAUUAAAGCAUAUCCUUAUAGCAAAAACAGAGGAGGAUAAGAGAAGAGGAGCAGAAGAAAUCAGAAGAGCAGAGGAAGCAAGAUUACAAACUAAAUUCAUUGACUUACAGCUUGACCAACAACGUAGAUCAUCCUUAUUUCUAGAUGAAUCCAUCUCACUAGGUAUAUAUUAUAAAGGUUUAUCUAAUAAAAACGAUUGGCUAAACACAGCAGAUAAUAAUACCCCACCUUCUCCAGUAACUCAUAUUCCAACUUCAACUUUAUCACCUUUUACUUUAUUUGAUGUACCUUUUGCUGAUUUACACUUAUCUGCACCUUCUUCUCCAGAGCCUAAUAAGUCUUCGUCGCUUUUAAUAGAAAAGAUAAACUUAACUGACAAUGAUUCUUCAAAGAUAUAUCAACAAAACGAUAUAAUAUCUCCACAAUGCUCCUCUACAAAAAAAGAGAAAAAUUCCUGUAAACGUACUUUAUCUCGUACUCGAUCUACUCGAAAACCUUCUAUUAAAGUAGUGUCAAAAAAGAAUCGAUCUUCAGUAAUUUCAAAUAAUGAUGAAGAGGAAAUAAAAGGAAAAGAAAAUACAAAGGAGGAGACUGAGACAAAAGAAGAUAUUAACAUAAAAGAAGGUAGCAAAAAGAAAUCUUCUUUACUUAAUCAUGAUAAAGUAAUGGAAGCUCUGAGAGCCAAAUUGCAACGAUCUACACAACAGCAAAAGGAGCAACAGACUGAAGGAAGAGAAGGAAUUACAAAUAUGUCACCCUCAGGUAUAUUGUUACUUGAUUUAAAGAAUCCUAAAAAGCUAUUUCCUAUUAAAUCCAUUAGAACCACUUCUCAUACUUCUGUCAAGCAAAAGAAAGAAGAAGCAAAAGAACAAAAAGAGAUUGAACUUGAUCGACAACAAGACGAAACUGUAGCAACCUCUAUUAAUUAUGAUUUUGAUUCACUUGAUUGCUGUGAACGUACAAAGAAAGCUAUAGUUGAGCUUGGUUUCCCCAAAAUGACGGAAGUUCAAGCACGUACCAUUCCUCCCUUAAUGGCAGGUCGUGAUGUACUUGGUGCAGCCAAGACUGGCUCUGGUAAAACAUUGGCCUUUUUGAUUCCUGCUGUUGAGAUGCUCUAUCGUCUUAAAUUUAAGCCUAGAAAUGGUACUGGUGUUAUUAUUGUCUCGCCUACAAGAGAGUUAGCUUUACAGAUCUUUGGUGUUGCGAAAGAUUUACUUAAAUACCACCAAUUGACAUUUGGUAUUGUCAUUGGUGGUGCCAAUCGUAAAGCUGAAGCAGAUAAAUUAGUGAAGGGUGUUAACCUUAUCGUAGCUACACCUGGUCGAUUGUUAGAUCAUUUACAGAAUACAAAAGGAUUUAUUUAUAAAAAUUUAAAAGCUUUAGUCAUUGAUGAGGCAGAUCGUAUUUUAGAAAUCGGUUUUGAAGAUGAAAUGAAACAAAUUGUUAAAAUCUUACCUUCUGAACGACAAACUAUGUUAUUUUCAGCUACACAAACAACCAAAGUGACAGAUUUAGCUCGUAUCUCACUCAAGAAAGGACCACUCUAUAUUAAUGUACAUGAAAAUCGAGAUACAUCUACUGCAGAUGGUUUGGAACAAGGCUAUGUUGUUUGUGACUCUGACCGUCGAUUUUUAUUACUAUUUACAUUCUUGAGAAAGAAUAUGAAGAAGAAAGUGAUUGUAUUUUUUUCAAGUUGUAAUUCUGUUAAAUAUCAUGCUGAACUACUGAAUUAUAUCGAUGUACCCGUAUUAGCUCUUCAUGGUAAACAAAAACAACAAAAACGUACAAAUACUUUCUUUGAAUAUUGUAAUGCAGAAAGGGGUAUUUUAUUAUGUACAGACGUUGCAGCAAGAGGUUUAGAUAUUCCUGCAGUAGAUUGGAUUGUUCAAUUUGAUCCUCCAGAUGAUCCACGUGACUAUAUUCAUCGAGUAGGUAGAACAGCCCGUGGUACAAGUGGAAAGGGUAAAAGUUUGCUAUUUUUAUUACCAAGUGAACUUGGAUUCUUAAGAUACUUGAAGCAUGCAAAAGUACCACUGAAUGAAUAUCAAUUUCCUGCAAACAAGAUUGCUAAUGUUCAGGGACAAUUAGAAAAAUUAAUUGAAAAGAAUUAUUAUUUGAACCAAUCAGCUAAAGAAGGCUAUCGAUCCUACCUUCAAGCUUAUUCCUCUUUUAGUUUAAAAAAGAUUUUUAAUGUACACAAUUUAGAACUUCCUAAAGUAGCAAAAGCAUUUGGUUUUCCUACGCCACCUAAAGUAAAUCUUGGUAAUAUGUUUAAAAAUGUAGUAGAAGACCAAGAGAAUGAAGAACAAAAGAAGAAGAAGAAAUAA
Cokeromyces recurvatus is the source of this 2526-nucleotide messenger RNA. Its product is annotated as P-loop containing nucleoside triphosphate hydrolase protein. Gene Ontology annotation, molecular function: nucleic acid binding; ATP binding; RNA helicase activity. Bases 1 to 2526 code for a protein of 841 amino acids. The transcript is spliced from 6 exons. Gene Ontology annotation, cellular component: nucleolus. The record is from RefSeq and is a predicted model, not a curated record. Gene Ontology annotation, biological process: maturation of LSU-rRNA from tricistronic rRNA transcript (SSU-rRNA, 5.8S rRNA, LSU-rRNA). NCBI's taxonomy places the organism in Eukaryota, Fungi, Mucoromycota, Mucoromycetes, Mucorales, Mucoraceae.